Molecule: messenger RNA, 1326 nt
Organism: Nerophis lumbriciformis (worm pipefish)
Lineage: Eukaryota; Metazoa; Chordata; Actinopteri; Syngnathiformes; Syngnathidae
Source: RefSeq, a predicted model, not a curated record
AUGGUCGUGACCAACCAACCAGACAUCGUCAUCAUGAAUAAGCAGCAGCAUAUCGGGAAAAAGGAACACGAGAAACUAGAGAAAUACCAAGGGGUCAAAGAAGAGCUGGAGAGAGCCUGGAAGGCGAAAGCAGCAGUGGUGCCUGUGGUCAUGGGAGCACUGGCACAAUUCAAAACCAAACUCCGAAGUUUUGAAGAAACGGAAAAAUUAAAUGCAGCAGAAUCAAGCGACAGAGUGAUGAAGACUCAAGCAAGAGCUUCAAAGCAAGCCACAAAAGCAAAUGCUCGUGACAGGAUCAAAGACGACACAGAGUUGGUGUGCUUUAAAUGUGGGAUCAAAGGCCACCGUGCAAAAUCAUGUCGACAAAAGACAUGGUGUAGUCGGUGCAAAACGGACAUGCACAAAGACACCACUUGCAGACGCAAGGAAAAACUGGAUGGAGCGAGAAAAAUUGCUGAAGAUGGAGAUCCUGACUUCGCAUUCAAGGUGAGAGAUGAACAGCCCGACACCAGGCGGCAGGAUACACACAGCAUCCGGGAACGAGGCCCGAUGGUGGACACAGGAGCGACAUCUCAUAUCAUCACUGACGAGACCAAAUUCAAAAGCUUCCAAGAGACGUUCAAACAAGAGAACCACAGCGUCGAGUUGGCAGAUGCCUACAACCUGACACAUGGGGACAUUAUUGUAGCCACGAGUGUCAACGACGGUAUUUUGAGGAAUGCUGUGCCUUGUACUGCCGCUGGCUGUUUAUGGCCGAAAAACAAGAAAAAUAAAGUUAAAGUUCCCUACGAAAUCUCUAAUGAUUUUACCAAAAGUGAGAAGAAACAAAUUAAGGCAGUCCUGAAAGAAUUCAGAAAAGGAGUGAACAAAACCUGCAUUCAGUUCAUCAGAAAGAAAGCAAAACAUGACGACUAUAUAUCGUUCAUAUCUGACAGUGGGUGUUAUUCAUACCUCGGCCGACAAAAUGGUGGACAGCCAAUCUCCUUGCAGCGAAACGGUUGUCUGUUCAAAGAUAUUAUACAGCACGAGGCUCUCCAUGCACUAGGAUUCCACCAUGAGCAUGUCCGCUCUGACAGAGACAAUCACGUCACAAUUCAUUCUGAAAACAUCCGAUCAGGAUUGGAGCAUAACUUUGCAAAGGUGGACACAAACAACUUGGGUACUCCUUAUGAUUUCCAAUCUGUGAUGCAUUACACCAGCAAAGCCUUCUCCAAAAACGGUCAACCAACUAUCAGUGCCAUUGACCCUGAUGUCACUGAGUUUGGCACUGCAGAGGAGAUGAGCGUCAAUGACUAUGCGCGUGUCAAUGCACUUUAUGAAUGCUGA